Messenger RNA from Oenanthe melanoleuca, 1191 nucleotides. RefSeq names its product nuclear receptor subfamily 0 group B member 1 (gene NR0B1). The transcript has 2 exons. NCBI's taxonomy places the organism in Eukaryota, Metazoa, Chordata, Aves, Passeriformes, Muscicapidae. Gene Ontology annotation, molecular function: transcription factor binding; transcription corepressor activity. Bases 80 to 892 code for a protein of 270 amino acids. Gene Ontology annotation, cellular component: nucleus; cytoplasm. Gene Ontology annotation, biological process: negative regulation of transcription by RNA polymerase II. The record is from RefSeq and is a predicted model, not a curated record.
CGCCGAGCCUCCCCGGCGCUCAGCCCAGCCCAGCCCGGCUCAGCCCAGCCCGGCUCAGCCCGGCCCGGCUCCCGGUGCCAUGGCGUGCGCCGAGCGCGGCUGCCGCUGCUGCGCCCAGGGCCGGCGGCACGGCAGCAUCCUCUACAGCAUCCUGCGCAGCGAGGAGCGGGCGCUGCCGCCGCCCGGCGCGGCUCCCCGGGGCUGCCCCUGCGGGUCGCGGCGGAGGGUGGCCCUGCGGAGCCCGCAGGUGGCUUGCAAGGCGGCCUCGGCCGUGCUGGUGAAGACGCUGCGCUUCGUGCAGAACGUGCCCUGCUUCCAGGAGCUGCCGCUGGAGGAGCAGCUGCUGCUGGUCCGCAGCUGCUGGGCGCCGCUGCUGCUGCUGGGGCUGGCGCAGGACCGGGUGCACCUGGAGACGGUGGAGAGCGCGGAGCCCAGCAUGCUGCAGCGCAUCCUCACGGCCCGGCAGCAGGGCGAGCGGGCCCCGGCACCGGCACCGGCACCGGCACCGGGCCGGCCGCAGCACGGCCCGCACUUGCCCCCGGCAGGCCACAUCCAGGCUAUCAAGGGCUUCCUGGCCAAGUGCUGGAGCCUGGACAUCAGCACCAAGGAGUACGCUUACCUCAAGGGGACCGUGCUCUUCAACCCGGAUCUACCUGGACUGCAGUGUACACAGUACAUUGAAGGAUUACAGAGGGAAGCACAACAAGCUCUAAAUGAACAUGUCAGACUCAUUCACAGAGGUGAUGAAGCCAGAUUUGCCAAGCUGAAUGUUGUUCUCUCCUUGUUAAGAUCUAUUAAUGCUAAUGUGGUUGCUGAAUUAUUCUUCAGGCCCAUCAUUGGAGCAGUGAACAUGGAUGACAUGCUUUUGGAAAUGCUUUGUGCAAAAUUAUAAGUAAAAUUAUAAAGGUGUGUAAAAUAAUGAACAGAAGUCCAGUGCAACGAAGUCCCAGAACAGGAUAGUGUAAAGUAUUGUAAAUAAACUAACUUAUUGUUUUUACAUAGAUAGUAUUUUUGUAUUCCAUAAUAAAAUAUUCUUCAAGUUCUGAAAGUAAUUUUUAUUAAACACUGUGGUUUUAGAGUAAGGUUAUGGUCAUCAAAACAAGCUUUAAGGUUGUAGAGAAUGUUCAUGUCCAAAGUCGACUGGCUAUUCUUUUACCAUGCCUCUAAAUAAAGAAUGUAUUUACUAUAUUG